This is a messenger RNA of Penicillium lagena, 783 nucleotides long. Its product is annotated as carbon-nitrogen hydrolase family protein. The record is from RefSeq and is a predicted model, not a curated record. Gene Ontology annotation, molecular function: hydrolase activity, acting on carbon-nitrogen (but not peptide) bonds, in linear amides. The transcript is spliced from 4 exons. NCBI's taxonomy places the organism in Eukaryota, Fungi, Ascomycota, Eurotiomycetes, Eurotiales, Aspergillaceae. The coding region runs from base 1 to 783 and encodes 260 amino acids.
AUGUCUACCAACCUGGCCCAAUGCCAGACUCUGGUCAGGAAAGCCGUUGCAGCCGGUGCCAAGGCACUGUUCCUGCCCGAGGCCUCGGACUAUAUAGGCUCAUCGGCAGCAGAAACAGUUUCACUGGCUCGCUCCGUGGAAGAGAGUGAAUUCGUCCUCGGCCUGCAAAAAGAAGCCCAGCAAAAGAACCUCCACAUUAAUGUUGGAAUUCAUGAACCGGCCUCGGGCGGCAAAGUCAAGAACACGCUCAUCUGGAUUGAUGAUAAGGGAGCAAUCACCCAACGCUACCAGAAAGUUCAUCUAUUUGAUGUGGAUAUUAAGGAUGGUCCAGUCCUGAAAGAGAGCUCGAGUGUGGAGAAAGGACAGGAAAUAUUGAGUCCUUUCGAAACGCCCGUGGGGCGUGUAGGACUGAUGAUAUGCUUUGAUUUACGAUUCCCAGAAAUCAGCCUUGCGCUGAAGCGUCAAAAUGCUCAGGUUAUUACGUAUCCAUCGGCAUUCACAAUGCCCACCGGCAAAGCUCAUUGGGAGCCUCUCCUUCGAGCAAGAGCUAUUGAAACGCAGUCCUACGUGAUAGCAGCCGCGCAGUCGGGCCCUCAUAACGAAAAGCGACACAGUUAUGGUCAUUCGAUGAUUGUCAGCCCAUGGGGUGAAGUCGUUGCAAGACUGGGAGAAGAAUACCAAGAGCCACAGAUUGCUGUUGCCGACAUAGAUCUAGAUCUGGUGGCGAAGAUCAAGCGGGAGAUGCCCUUGCUCAGGAGGACAGAUGUAUACCCGGAGGUGUAA